AUCAUAUUCAAUUCUAUCAUAGGGGCGGUUCGAGGGUGAACUGGUAACGUUAACAAGUUUGUCUUCAUGAUUCGGUAGCGUGGGCAUGCUGAGUUAGCUUGCAUCUGAUGAUAGCUGUGGCUCACAGAAGUCCAUUGAGCAGGGCGGCGGAAGACUCAUGGCCAUGCUUUUCAUUGCCUUUAGUAUUGGGGUUGCUAUGGCGGACUGCAUUGAACCCGUGCCAGGCAUCAAUUUUCUGCUCCAGGUGGAAAAACAGAGAAAGUUUGCGAGAGGAGCAGGAGGACAUUUGACAAAUUGCGGGCGGUUGAUCUACGAAAUAUGCGAUCUAACUGCCAACAGCUUCUGCAGCAACAACUGCAAAGUGCACACUCACGGGCAGGAUUGCUAUCGGCCAGUUCCAGAGGUGAUGGCCGAACAUCCAGGAAUGGAUGGCUAUUGCUAUUUCAAUCAAACUGCUCUUUGGGUGUCUCCGUUACCUGAUAACGAUCAGGAUUUUAUCGAAUAUGCCAAGGAGGGCAUACUUGGUCUAAGAAAGAUGGGUGACUACCGCGGGAAAGAUCAUGGUCCCCUGAUCACUUUCAAUUUUGAGGGCCAGGUAAUCACAAGCUACAUGGACGCAAACCAUUAUUCCUAUGAUGACCUCUACGGAUACUCCUUGGGCUAUUUGCAAGGGCAGGGCCUAGAUACAGAAUUGAUGAAGAACGCCAGCGGCUGGAUAGCCAUUUCGAGGCAGAAGUGUUUGGAGAUCCAGACCAAGUACAACUUCCAACCUGAAGAGUUGGUGCUGGCUGAUUGGUUGGACAACAACGUGGUCAUUUCGACGAAGGUGAUGUGCAGCGCAAACCUCACCGCUGUGCACCAGCCUCCUGAUGUCAAAGAAAAAGCCAAGUGGAGAAGCCCGACGGAUUGCGAGCCCAUCACGGCCAGGGAUUUUGCCAAGCACCAUUACAUCAAGUGCCUCCUCGGAUACCCGAAUUCUGCGUCAGAUGGUGCAUAUCUCAAUGCACGCGCGUGUCUUGUAGGAAAUCAUGUAGGACACUUUACUGAUUGCCCCUAUUCACCAAAUGUCCACUUUUGAGGCUCGAGCAGCGGCCAAAUCACCAAAUGCACAGUUUUGAGGCUCGAGCAGCGGCCAAAUCACCGGCUCGAGCAGCGGCCAAAUCACCAAAUGCACAGUUUUGAGGCUCGAGCAGCGGCCAAAUCACCGGCUCGAGCAGCGGCCAAAUCACCAAAUGCACAGUUUUGAGGCUCGAGCA
Messenger RNA from Durusdinium trenchii, 1256 nucleotides. Lineage: Eukaryota; Dinophyceae; Suessiales; Symbiodiniaceae. The record is from the annotation of a GenBank genome assembly.